AUGUUUGCUAGCAACGGUAUUGAGUUGAAAGCAGAGUCAAACAUAGCCACAACCGCCUCCGCCCGCGCGGCUCCUCGCCGUCACCGCCCGCGCGCCUCCUCGCCGCCGCAGCGUGCGGCUGCAGUUGCUGCCUCCCCCCGCUACCCACUGGUCGCCUCCUCGUACGUGGGCACGCCGCCGCCGUCCGCGCGCCUCCUCGACGCCACGCGCGCGGGGCUCCGAUUGCUGCCUCCCGCUGACGACGCCACCCGCCAGUCGCCUCCUCGGGCCUCGUCACGCCGCCGCCGCCCUGCACCACCCUGUUGUUACUGCCUGCCGCCACACACUUCCCCGAUCUACUGCUCACCACCGUUGUUCGCAAGAGAGACAUGGGCAGCAAUAGCUAUGGGGAUGGAUUUGUCUCCUGGCGCUUUGAUUGAGCUAGAGCAGGACCCAGCGCUGGCGGAACUCGUGCGGGACUGGGACUUCUCUCCCGGUAAGAAGUUUCAAGCUGAGGUGUUGCGCAAGUUCUCUUCCUCGGUUCAUCACACUUCUUCCUCGCCGGAUGGUUCGUUCUUCUUGCUCGUGGUUUUUCAGAGAUUUCUCUUUCGGCUCACUGAGGAUUCUGUUGCCAUGGCUCUCCACUGCUACCUUGGAGGAACUCCCGCUGGUUUUCAUGUUUCUUUUCAAAAGGAGCGGCAUUUUCGCUUCUCUGUUGCAUCCAAGAACGUGGGGCUGCUUGUUCGUGCUCUUAAAAGCAUCACACGACUGAUCAUUUUGAUAUAUAUUUUCAUUUGUGGCGUGAUGGAGGUGCUGAUUGGAAGCGGGAAUGGAAAAAAUGGGGAAAAGAGGAAGAAGCUAGCUGGACCACAAAGAUCAGCAAAAAAAAGUAAACACAGGACUUCAGCCUCCCCUUUUGCUUUGGAUUCUGAGAAGCAUGCUGGACUCAGUUCAAACCAAGUUCAAUGCAGGGAUUUUGAAACUGAUAAAGAUGGUCGUGAGGAGCAUUCGGCUACUGAAAAUUUUCCUGUUGAUCCAAUAACUUUAGUUGUGCAAGCCAGUCCUGAUGUUCUUGCUUCUCACAGACUCAAUGGUGCUCAUCGUGCUGUAUCUUCCUCAGUGGUUCCAGUUCAAACGGUUUUCAAAAGGCUCAAGAGAGAUCUUGAUAUUAAUUGCAAUGAUAUUCUGGCUGCCAAUUCUCUUCAGCUGAAGCAAUAUAAUGAAGUCACUCUUCACAUCCCUACUCCGGGGAAGACAAACACAGAGCAACCUGAGCAACCAGAGCAUCCUCAGUCUCCACCUCCUCCCACCUCCGCAAACAGCGCUCAAGCCAUGGCGAACUUUGCCAUUGAUCCAAGGCGUUUCUUCCCAAGCGCGAUGAUCCUUGAAGAUGGUGGACAGCACAGGCGUGCCAGGCGCACCGUCUGUGUCUCUGGAGGGAUUGUCAAGAGACAUGAAGAUUAUGCCAUCGCGAUCACUAAAGCCCAGCUCACUCCGGCGCAACAGCUCCAGCUCAUGCAUCUCACCAGGGACUACAUAGAAAUUGAGGUACGGAAGAAUGUCCUCUACUUCGCGCCGCAUCCGCAUGGUGUGGGAAUCUAUCAGCUACGCGAUCCUUGCCAGCGUGAUACACUUGUUACAAGUCCGCAUUGGAUAGGUGGUCAUGAAGUUUGCUUCGUUAAGCAUGAUGAGACCCCAAUGAAUGUGCGCAACUCUCCAUACACAAGAAAGAGUUGGUUAUUGUUGCUGGGCUAUCCACUAGAUUUUAAGGAUCCUUUGAUCCUGAAGCAAGUUUGCAGUGUCUUUGGGCAGCUCCUGUUCUGGAAUUCCAGUGACCAUUCUCGAGCGCGUGUUCUGGUCAAAGUGAUGAUUGAUAACCCUCUGGAGGUCCCUCGUAGUCUAGUGAUCAAGCAUGGUAAAGAGCUUAAUGGCGCGGGUCAGUCUUGGACUGUUCGUGUGUACAUCUUUAAUUCAGAGUUCACAAAUGCUCAGCCCACUGAUGAGGAAGAACCACCUGCUCACAAUGGCAACCCUCAUCCUUUCGAGGAGCCAGUAUUUCCUAGGGAAAUCAACAACAUAGUUGAGAUGGCAGAUCAGGUUAUGGACCAGUUGAUUGAAGCACAUCAAAAUCAAGGGCCCAUAGAGGAAGAUCAGAAUUCUGCUAUCAUUAGUGAGGCUACCUCAUCCUUCUCUGCCCCCAUUUUGCAGCCUGCGCAGGGGGCAAACAAAGAAGUCACCAUUGAAGCCUAG
This is a messenger RNA of Miscanthus lutarioriparius, 2229 nucleotides long. NCBI's taxonomy places the organism in Eukaryota, Viridiplantae, Streptophyta, Magnoliopsida, Poales, Poaceae. The record is from the annotation of a GenBank genome assembly.